Molecule: messenger RNA, 771 nt
Organism: Mesocricetus auratus (golden hamster)
Lineage: Eukaryota; Metazoa; Chordata; Mammalia; Rodentia; Cricetidae
Gene: Bex4
Product: brain expressed X-linked 4
Exons: 3
Coding region: 213-569 (118 amino acids)
Cellular component (GO): cytoplasm; nucleus
Source: RefSeq, a predicted model, not a curated record
GGGACCGACCUGCCCUGGCUCACUCCCUCCUGCCCGCCAUCCCUGGCCGAGGCACCUGUUCCUGGUGGCGCAGCUCCUGGUGGCGCAGAGCGCGGGCCCGGGCAGCGCGGAAAGCAGGGCGGAGCAGGUCCCAGGAGGCCAGCUUCGCAGCGCACCUGGUGCUGAGCGAGCGUGUCCUGGAGGAGGAGAAGGCGAGGAGAGGCCCAGGAGUAAUGGCGUCCAAAGAGCAACAAGUCAUGAAAAAUGUCGCUGUGAAGAAUGACGAAAAGGAUGAGGCAAGGAAGGCCUCCCAGCAAAGUGAAGAAGAAUCCCACAGCUUGGACAAGGUUGAAAACAAGAAGCCUGGAGGAAAUGUCAGAAGGGGACGAGUCAGGCGACUUGUGCCUAACUUUCUAUGGGCCAUACCAAAUAGACAUGUUAAUCACAAUGAAGCGGGAGAGGGUGUUGGAAAGUUUGUAGGGCAGGUGAUGGAAAGCAAGAGAAAGACUAAGGAGCAGCAGAUGAGGCCUUAUGGGCGUCUCCAAACACCAGAACCUGAUAAUCACUACGACUUUUGCCUCAUACCUUAAAAUGCAAGCUUUUCUCUGAGCUCAGAAAGUGGCUAGUGUUUUACAAGCUUGUAUUUAGUGAGGCACUUUUUCUGCAAACUUUGGUGUUUGCAGUUUGAUUGUUGCAUUUAAUUCUAUACAUUCCUAUCAGCAUGACAAUUUAAUAAAUUUUAAGAAGAAAUCUUUUUCAUGAUUUGAAAUUAAUAAAGCAAUUUAAAAGGCA